AUGUCCACGCACGCCGCCCCGAUUCCCCCCAUCCUUCCGCGGCCUACCUCCACCCCCGUCUACGUCCCCGCCCCAGAUCCACCCGGUCUUCAAGGUCCACCCGGACCACAAGGCCCCGAAGGCCCACCAGGACUCUCCCACGAGACGCUCGAACAGCGCAUCUACGACCUCCUCGCGCCCUUCUGCGCCACCAACCUCACGCCCGCCGCCGAAGCCAAGGCGCUGAUCCUCUGCGAGAACAUCGCCUUCCUGAUCCGCCACCAGCAAGCCAGCUACGGCAAGCGCAUCGAGCCAUCGGACGUCUCGAUGGCGACGAAGAACUGGGCGGCUAUGACGACGGGGAAGGGCCUCGUGGGCGUUUGCGUGUUUGCGAAUGGCCAUGGGUUCUCGCAUGCGGUUGUGAGGGCGGCGGUGGGGCGGGGCGAGGACGUCGUCGAGAAGCUGGGGGAGCAGGUGGAGGUGGCGAUGGUGCAGUUUUUUCCGGGGAUCUUCUGA
Molecule: messenger RNA, 495 nt
Organism: Boeremia exigua
Lineage: Eukaryota; Fungi; Ascomycota; Dothideomycetes; Pleosporales; Didymellaceae
Exons: 2
Coding region: 1-495 (164 amino acids)
Source: RefSeq, a predicted model, not a curated record